Molecule: messenger RNA, 2097 nt
Organism: Xenopus laevis (African clawed frog)
Lineage: Eukaryota; Metazoa; Chordata; Amphibia; Anura; Pipidae
Gene: snx20.L
Product: sorting nexin 20 L homeolog
Exons: 5
Coding region: 199-1236 (345 amino acids)
Biological process (GO): protein transport
Cellular component (GO): early endosome membrane
Molecular function (GO): phosphatidylinositol binding; phosphatidylinositol phosphate binding
Source: RefSeq, a predicted model, not a curated record
GCGCCUCAGGGCAAAACUUUCUGCUGGCGUAUAGGUCUCAUGGAAUGAAUAGGAAGACAGUCGUCCAGCAAAGCAGACAAUGAACACACACAAUAGAUGAGGUUGCACAUUCAUUUAUAUACCAGUGACUGAUAUUUCCCACAGAAAUCUGCACUUGGAGGACGUUAACAAAGAUGGCCUGUUUAUGCAGGGAAGACAAUGUCACUAAUGAUCUGUGAAUAUGGCAGCCCAGCAGUAACUGCAGAGCUAAGGAAUAUGGACACUGAACAAGCAAGUAAGUCUUUGGUAGAUGUCCAGCAAACCUCAAGUGACUCAUCAGUCGUUCUAACAGAAGCAGGACAUUCUUCAGAUGGACACUCGGCAGAAGUGGAGGAAGAGCCAGCCCACCAAUGCAAAGGAUCAUCAGAUUCUAGUCUUACACCAUGUCAACAUUACCUCAUGACCACAAGGGAGCUUCAGAUGUACUGGAAGAAGGAAAAGCACAGCAGCAAACCAGAUAAACUUCUUUUUGAAAUACCGUCCACACGCAUUGCUGAGGAUUUCCUGUCUAAGUUUGUGAUAUAUCAAAUUGUCAUUAUCAGAACAGGCAGUUUUGAUGGAAACAAAGUGUUCAUUGAGAGAAGAUAUUCUGACUUUGAGAAGCUUCAUAGAACUUUAUUGAAAGAGUUUAAAGAAGAAAUGGAAGAUGUGCUAUUCCCAAAGAAAGUGCUGAUUGGAAACCUCACCAGUGAGAUGAUUAGCAAGAGAAUGCUAGGCUUGAAAAAUUACCUUGAUGAGUUAUAUGCCAUUAAAUGUGUUAGGUGGUCCAAGAUAUAUAUCGACUUUUUUUUGGAUCCUGAACUAGAUGAGGGUUAUAGUUGUCUCAGAGGAGGGCAGUAUAAAAAAGCCAUGGAAAUUUUCCAACAAAUUGUGUGUUUACAGGAAAAGUUAACGCAGCACUGUUCCAUAUUGAUGGUGCCACCUCUCUGUGCAUUGGUUGUGUGUCAUAAAGACUUGGACAAUCUCGAAAAAGCUUAUGAUGUGGGAAUGAAUGCUUUGACACUGGUAGAAAAACACCCAGGACACAAAUAUUACACACCAUUAUUGGAUACAUUGAUUUCAUUGGCAUAUAAACUGGGUAAAGACUUUUUGUCUUUGAGGGAAAAGUUUGAAAGAGGAAAAAACAGGAUGAUGAAAGGCCAUGAAAUCGAAAUGGUCACUCUAAAGGAACUUGCAGUGAAGGAACGGCAUCCUUAGAUGUUGAUAUCAAUAAUUAGAAAAGCAUGAGGCAAAUCUGUGGUCAUGAUUCACUUGUAAACUAAUAUAAGCAUAUAUUGCAUCACUUCAGGUAUUUCAAUUGUGUUUUGUCACCACAGCCUUGUAUUUUUUACUGUAUAAUUUUCUGUGUAUUCUUCUGUUCUGUACAUGAAGGUGUGUUGGAUUUACACAAUUUAAUUCUAAAAUAUUACAACAAUACAAUACCUUAUUUAAAACACACAGAGACUACAUUUUCUGCUGUUAGGGAACGCUGCGAGUUCAUCCAACAUUUCUAUCUCUUACCUUAUUUGUGUCGCAUGUGACUUGUUUACGAUGCGCUUUGUCGCAGCGAGUUCGGAUUGCGACAAAAAACGUCCAUGUAGUCCUACCCUUAAAGGUAAAAGUGUAUUGCAGAAAAAGGCAGGAUAGAUGGAAUGCCAUUCUGCUCCCAAAUCAGUUAUCUAGAUGUUACUGGGCCCCACAGCAAAUUCAGCUUAGGGCCUCAAAACAAAAGUUGACCCAUCAAGAUAUAUUGAAAGACAUUGCUCACAAAUUAAAAUCCUGAGUGGGGCCUUUAUACUUCUGAGCCCCUCUGUGACAACAGGGUCUGCUUCCUCUGCCCCAAAUCGUGUUGCCCCUUCCCACCCCUUUUCAAUUCUGUUUCUGUUACACUAAUAGGGUCAGAUGUAGGUUCCCCGAACUUCUGGGGUCAUGGUUAUUUCUCUUCCAAAAUAUAUUUCAAAAAUUCGAACGCCUUCCCUGUCACUCCCUCUGAUUGUAUACAUAUGAUUUAUAGGACAGCAUGUAAAUAUAUGUUGAAAAUAGAAAACUUAUGUACAAUAAAUAUUUUUCAUAAUGUAA